CGCAACAAGGUGCAGUUAAGUUGGUCAGAAGGGUUCAUUGCAAAACUAAAAUUGGGGCGGUGUUAGAAUUUGAGUUAAACAGAAAAAUAGAUAGCAAAAGUUCGGAAAUUGAAAUAAAAACUGCGUAAAAUGCGUCCGCGUUAUUAUUAUUUACAAACGUGUGUAUGGAUAUUGGCGCUUUUACAAAUUUACAUUACAGCCUGUAAGGCUCAAGGAUACAUUCGUAAAAGCAGCAUACGAGAAGAUGUUCAGGAUUUGAAAGAUUUCAAGAAAUUAUUGCGCACAAGAACAAAUGUGCUUGUGAUGUUUAUUUCCAACCCUAAGGAAGCUGCAGUGCCGUUAAGAAUAUUUCGCGAUGCCGCAGAAGUUGUACGUGGUACCGGAACUACGGUGCUACUAGAUUGUUCGCUACAGGGACGGAGGAAGCUGUGUAAACAUUUGAAAGCGAUAACGAAACCGUAUUGUAUGAAGCACUAUAAAGACGGCAGUUUUCAUAAGGACUAUACACGUCAAAUGGCCGUUAGCUCCAUAUAUAAUUUUAUGCGUGAUCCAACUGGAGAUUUGCCGUGGGAAGAAGAAGCUAUUGGUAAAGAUGUGGUGCACUUCACAGAUUACCAAAGUUUUAAAAAACAUUUAACCAAAGACACGCGGCCAAUGCUGCUUAUGUUUCAUGUGCCAUGGUGUAGUUUCUGUAAACGAAUCAAAGGAGAUUUUUCUAGGGCGGCAACAGAACUUAAGAGCGGAGGUUUUGUACUGGCUGGUAUGGAUGUUGAACGCACUGAAAAUGCACCUGCACGGAAGGCUUUUAAUAUUACCGGUUUUCCGAUGAUGUUGUAUUUCGAGAAAAGCGUACCAAAGAAAUUAUUUGAUGGGGAGCCUAAUAAAGAUGGUUUUAUAGCAUUUAUGAAAGAUCCUAAUGCAGGACCUACGUCCAAACUUAAAGAAUCAGAUUGGUCUGAGGAUACGGAAUCUGAAAUUGUACAUCUCACAACGCAAAGUUUUGAACCAGCAAUCAAGGAUGAAGAGUCUGUGCUUAUUAUGUUUUAUGCACCUUGGUGUGGUCAUUGUAAGCAGAUGAAACCAGAAUAUGAGAAAGCUGCUACGACUCUGAAAGAUCGUGAAAUACCUUGCAUAUUAGCAGCACUUGAUGCAAGCAAGGAUACUACUAUAAGUGAGAAGUUUCACGUGAAAGGCUUUCCAACAUUAAAAUAUUUCGUCAGAGGCGAAUAUAAGUUUGAUAUAACAUUUCGUGAAGCUGAUAAAAUAGUCGAAUUUAUGCUUGAUCCAAAAGAACCACCAGUACCAACAACGCCACCGCCAGAAACGCCCUGGGAAGAAGAGGAACCUACCAAUGUAGUCUAUUUAAAUGAAGAAAAUUUCAUACCAGUACUGAAACGUAAAAAGCACGCACUUGUUAUGUUCUAUGCACCAUGGUGCGGUCAUUGUAAAAGCACUAAGCCGGAAUUUAUUGCCGCCGCGGCAGCUUUGGCUAGCGAGCAAAAUACUGUUUUUUGUGCAGUUGAUUGUACGCGGUAUCCUAAACUAUGUACUAUUCAUGCAGUGCGUGGUUAUCCUACUCUUAAAUAUUUUUCAUAUUUCAAACAGGAGGUUGAAUAUACUGGUGGACGACAUCGGUCCAAUUUAAUUGCAUUUGUUACUAAUUCAAAUAUUAGUAGCGUCACUACUCCGGUUAAAGUUCAAAAACAAAGGGUUUAUAGUGACGAAUUGUAAUCUGAAUAAUAACAAUUUCUGGAUAAUUACCUGAUCGUAAUAUUUUCUAAUUUAGGUAGAAAAAAAAUUAUUAAUCAAACUAAACAUUUUUCUAGCAUUAUUGUAAUGGAUAGUUUAUCUCAAUGAACAAAAUGAAGUAUUCAAAUUUUUUAUUAAUUUUGUAUUGUUCCUUAAAAUAU
This is a messenger RNA of Teleopsis dalmanni, 1910 nucleotides long. RefSeq names its product protein disulfide-isomerase A5. Gene Ontology annotation, biological process: protein folding. The record is from RefSeq and is a predicted model, not a curated record. Gene Ontology annotation, cellular component: endoplasmic reticulum. The transcript is spliced from 4 exons. Gene Ontology annotation, molecular function: protein disulfide isomerase activity. Bases 130 to 1731 code for a protein of 533 amino acids. Lineage: Eukaryota; Metazoa; Arthropoda; Insecta; Diptera; Diopsidae.